Messenger RNA from Periconia digitata, 1283 nucleotides. Lineage: Eukaryota; Fungi; Ascomycota; Dothideomycetes; Pleosporales; Periconiaceae. The record is from the annotation of a GenBank genome assembly.
CGUGUAGAAUGCCAAAUUCACUAUAGAGUUACAUAAUCCAGAUACUCUGUAUUCGCCUAAUGCCUUAUAGAUAGUAGCAUCAUUGCUAGCUCUAGUUUUGAUAGAAUUCGGGGUGAAGUAGCAAGGGAAUGGCACAGUACUAUGCUUGCCCAAACAGACGUGACUGCCGAUUUUGUGGACAAUCAACAAAUGCAACAGCAGCUCUUGCUUUGAACUUCCUCUCCACGCUACGCGCCGUCCUUGCCCCCCGCGUCCACACUCAUAUAAAUACUUCUCCACAACCCCAACACCUCCACAACAACCAAUCCGCCACAAUGUCGCAACAGGUAAGUAUCUACUCCCUUAUGACCCCGGAAUGCGACAACUGGGGUCAAGGCACUGUAUAUAGUAUCAAUAUCAAAUGGCCACUAAAGCAGGAGCAGCCAACCAACCCCGACGACAUACGACCAGCAACGGCAGACGCGAUCCGGCCGCAGCCGUUGGCGGCAGGUCUCGACUACUGGAGACGGAGCGAGACCCCCGUGCCUACGGGCAGUUCUUCCCUCACGGGACAGUGGGCCACACCAAUUGCCCACUUGCAAAGGCGGCAAGAGCUCGCCAGCAUUCCCGAGGAGAAAUCCGAGGAAGAGGCCGAGCGGCCUUCCAAGAUGAAAGCACUCUGGGGCCGAGCCAAGAAAAAGAUGUCUUCGUCCAAGAGCGUCCCAGAAGGCGCCACUGUGCUCGAUACCCCGGCUCCACAGCUCUCAGGAUCGGGAUUGCCGACCACAGCCUACAACGACAUGAAUGAGGGCCCUGAACCAACCAUGUUGACUCGCCCAGUUCUGCCCCACCGAGGUGUUAUCACGCGAAACACGAGCAUCCAUUUGGGCCCCGCAAAGUCGCCAGAGAAGUCAUCAGCCAAGUCGUCGGGCAAGUCGCCAGAGAUGUCGCCAGCAAUGCCGUCGCAAGUACCACCCAAAGUCGGCCUGAAACGCUCAAACGAGAUUCGUGGAAAUGACCUGCGUCCCAACCUGGCUGCUAGACCCCCUAGACCCCCAAGGCCCUCUCCCGGCAUCGAGCAUGGCGAACCAUCCAUCGGCAGUGUCCAGAAGUCUGAAGCCCCUACCUCCAUCACCGGUCAAGUUCCUCCACCUUACAGUUCGCGAACGGAAUCCCGCGGUAGCCCAACGUCUUCGUUCGGAUGUGUAGACGGCCUGCCUACCGAGCAGCGCGACUCUCGCCCUCGUAAGCCUCGAGACCCAUUCCGCACUAUCAAGGAAACAUUCAAGAAAUUCAAUGCCUAG